Colius striatus (speckled mousebird) is the source of this 2283-nucleotide messenger RNA. It is a transcript of the gene EDNRA, whose product is annotated as endothelin receptor type A. Lineage: Eukaryota; Metazoa; Chordata; Aves; Coliiformes; Coliidae. The record is from RefSeq and is a predicted model, not a curated record. Gene Ontology annotation, cellular component: membrane. The coding region runs from base 248 to 1513 and encodes 421 amino acids. Gene Ontology annotation, biological process: G protein-coupled receptor signaling pathway; regulation of blood pressure; vasoconstriction. The transcript is spliced from 8 exons. Gene Ontology annotation, molecular function: endothelin receptor activity.
GUGGAGAUUUUCAAUCCCACCCAGUCAGACGCAGAUAGGAGGAUCUAGUAAGACUAUCCCAGGAAAAUCCACUCGGAGGAAAUUCUCAGCAGCAGCAGCAGGAGCAGGAGCGGCUGCAGCAGACACAGCAUGAGCGGGAGCAGGAGUCCGGUGGAGGAGGCGCGCCGAGGGUGAAAGGAUUAGAAGCAUCUCACUGAAAUACUGAAAAAACCCUGUCUCACGGAAUUUGCACUUUUGGGACUUCAGAAUGGAAGCCUUGUGUUUAAGAAUUUCCUUGCUGCUGCUGGUUCCAGGAUUUGCCCUCAGUGAUAGCUCUGACAGACACACUGCAAAUCGGAGUGACUUGGGAAACUACCUUUCCACUUUUUCAGGGAUCGAAUCCAGCAUCCUCCUCACCACCAGACAGCCUCUGGUGUCCAAUCAAACUGUCAAAUGCUCCCAGCAAACUAAGAUUGCUGAAACUUUUAAAUACAUUAACACAGUAGUAUCUUGUGCUAUUUUCAUCGUUGGAAUGGUUGGGAAUGCAACUCUGCUGAGGAUCAUUUACCAGAACAAGUGUAUGAGGAAUGGCCCGAAUGCACUGAUAGCCAGUCUGGCACUAGGAGACCUUAUCUAUAUUGUCAUUGAUAUUCCUAUCAUUGUGUACAAGCUCCUUGCUCAGAAGUGGCCCUUUGGAGAUUCUGAAUUUGGACAGUUUCUUUGCAAAUUCCUUCCCUUUAUACAGAAGGCAUCGGUGGGAAUCACAGUCCUCAAUCUCUGUGCACUUAGUGUGGACAGGUACAGAGCAGUUGCCUCCUGGAGCCGUGUUCAGGGAAUUGGAAUCCCUAUGAUCACUGCUAUUGAAAUUUUCUCCAUUUGGCUUCUGUCCUUCAUACUGGCUAUUCCAGAAGCAAUUGGUUUUGCUGUAGUACCCUUCAGAUACAAGGAUGAAGGUUAUGUUACCUGCAUGCUCAAUGCUACAAAUAAAUUCAUGUUGUUUUACAAAGACGCAAAGGAUUGGUGGCUGUUUGGUUUCUAUUUCUGCAUGCCACUGGCAUGUACUGCUAUCUUUUAUACCCUAAUGACUUGUGAAAUGCUAAACAGAAGAAACAGCAACUUGAGAAUUGCUCUCAGUGAACACCUUAAGCAGCGCCGAGAAGUUGCAAAGACAGUUUUCUGUUUAGUAGUAAUUUUUGCUCUUUGCUGGUUUCCUCUCCAUUUGAGCCGGAUAUUGAAGAAAAUGGUAUACAAUGAAAAAGACCCUGGCAGAUGUGAACUGCUCAGUUUCUUACUGCCACUAGAUUAUAUCAGCAUCAACCUGGCAACCAUGAACUCUUGUAUAAACCCAAUAGCUCUGUAUUUUGUGAGCAAGAAGUUUAAAAACUGUUUCCAGUCAUGUCUUUGCUGUUGCUGCUCCCAAUCUAAGAGUCUAGUGACUUCAGUGCCAAUGAAUGGAACAAGUAUUCAGUGGAAAAAUCAAGAACUAAACAAUCACAAUACAGAUCGAAGCAGCCACAAAGACAGCAUAAACUGAAAAUGAAAGACUCUGAUAUGACUUCAGAAUCAAACAGGAAAGAAUCAGUUACAACGAAGCUAUAUCAACAGGAAGCUCAGUGACUGUUCUGUAAUCAAUUCAGACAUGUGCACCCUUGUACAUAAUUCUAGACGUGACUGAGUAGGUUGACUGACUAUAACUGUGAUGUUCUGUGAACUGACAUCCACUGGAUGGUAAUUCUAUCUCUGAAAAUUAUAUUGAUGUGAUUAUGACACCAAAAAACUGACUUGAACUAUGCAGGUGGUUUGCUCUUCUGAACCAAACAGGAACUGUCCAGUGUCUGUGACUGUUACAAUAUGAUCUAUUUACCUGAUUGUCACCUAGAAUUAAUCACUCCAGAAUUUUUCAGAAGAUAUCAAAACAGAAUCUGUCUAUGACUGUAUUUUCUCUCUGCCCAUUUGUUUUUUAACUUUGUGUGGUGGAUAUAUUCCAUGCCCCAGUAUGUUUUGUGUGUGGUUAUUGUCUUCCAGGCUUAUGUUGGAAAAUGUUUUGGUCUGGACCAGUAUUUUAUUUACUUAUGUUAAAAUGGGUCAGUACAUGAACUGGGCAGUUCACAUUUGUAGCACUUCAGUACUCAAGAAUAGGAAGAGACCAUUUAAAGUAGCAUCAACAUUUGGCACUUAAGCACAGAUUAAUACCAGAAAGAGAGGUAUUAAUAAUACAGUACUAUACUGUGUUGUUUAUUCUAAUGCUCUGUAUAAAAUAAUCAUAAUAAAUAUAAUCUGUCUGAGCAGAAAGAAUGAAAGUCA